UCCCCUCCCUCCCCAGCCUUCCCCUCGAGCAGACGCGGCAGCGCCUCUGUCUCGCUUUUUCUUAUUUUUUUCCCCCCUUUCCCCUUCCUUUUUUUUUUCUCCCUUUUUCUCCCCUUCCCCCCUUUCACCAUUUCCCCUCGGAGGCGCUUCCCCCGGGCAGGGGCAGAGCCGGCCUCACCCCCCGCCUCUCCCCGGCCCCCGCCGCCCUAUGGCGAGAGGGAGCCCCCUCCUCACCCGGGCACCAGCGGCGGCGGUUGGAGGAGCGGGACCGGCGGCGGCGGCCUCACGUCCAGGGUCACCAUGGAACUAACUCGCUGAGCGCCUGGCCGGCCGCAGGCGUGUGUCCCGCCCGAGUGCCUGCGCCCUCCGUGCCCCGCUCCCCCUCUUCUCCCUCCUCAUCGGCCGGCUCCGUGUCCCGCGCGCCCCGACGUCGCGCGCUGAGGAGAAUGAGGCGGUGACGGGGCCCCCGGAUGACCCCGCGUCACCCCUGUGAGGCCUACAGCUCUGCCGGGGUGGAGGAGGAGGAGGAGGAGGAGGAAGAGGAGAAGGUAGCUACAUCAAGCUGGGUGGCAGGCAGCUCCAAAGGAUAUCAUGAAGUUUCCAGGACCCUUGGAAAACCAGAGAUUGUCUUUCCUAUUGGAAAAGGCAAUCUCUAGGGAAGCCCAGAUGUGGAAGGUGACUGUGCCGAAAUUCCCUACAGAUCAGAAUGUUUCUCCAUCCCAGAGAGAUGAAGUAAUUCAGUGGCUGGCCAAACUCAAGUACCAGUUCAAUCUUUACCCAGAAACGUUUGCUCUGGCUAGCAGUCUUUUGGACAGGUUUUUAGCUACUGUAAAGGCCCACCCGAAAUAUUUGAGUUGUAUUGCCAUCAGUUGUUUUUUCCUAGCUGCUAAGACUGUUGAGGAAGAUGAGAGAAUUCCAGUACUGAAGGUAUUGGCAAGAGAUAGUUUCUGUGGAUGUUCCUCAUCUGAAAUUCUGAGAAUGGAGAGAAUUAUUCUGGAUAAGUUGAAUUGGGAUCUUCACACAGCCACACCAUUGGAUUUUCUUCACAUUUUUCAUGCCAUUGCAGUGUCAACUAGGCCACAGUUACUGUUCAGUUUGCCCAAAUUGAGCCCAUCUCAACAUCUGGCAGUCCUCACCAAGCAACUGCUUCACUGUAUGGCCUGCAGCCACCUUCUGCAGUUCAAAGGAUCCAUGCUUGCUCUGGCCAUAAUUAGUUUGGAAAUGGAGAAACUCAUUCCUGAUUGGCUUCCUCUUACACUUGAACUGCUUCAGAAAGCACAGGUCAGCCAGGAGAACUUGAGAAGCCGUCCGUUAUCAGCACUGGAGAAAGGACACCGCCCGAGGGACAAUGCCAGCUCGAUGGCAGUCAUCUCAGGCGAGCCGGGCGAGGCGCUCAGCCUCGUGGGACAGGCCCAGCUUUUCCUAGGUAACCGGACAGAGGCCAACCUACCUUACAACCUCUUAGGACCACUCUGUUCCUCACCCUCCCCUGUCAAGAUGAGGAUGCUUAUACUUCUAACCAGGGGGCCAAAAUGGGAACAUGUACAAAGACUACACAUUUCUGUAUGUUCAAAAAGAUGCUAAUUUGAUUUUUAUACAUUGCUUAAAAACAUACCUUUACAACCUGAUGUAGAAUGUUUUUAAAAUGAGAGGAUAAAGCUGGUAUUAAAAUAUUAAGAGCUUAAGAGUAACAUCAAUUGUACUUAACGAUUACAGUGGUCUCACAAUAGGAAAUACAUAUUUAACCUACAAACUGACAAUAUGCCAUGCUCCCCCUCCCCUACCCACCCACCCACCGGUCACAUCACUAGCAGAUUCCUGUCCUUACGGAUUGGGUAGGCUGCAGGGGAUGGUUCUCGACUCAUGUUUUGAUCACUAAUAGCACAGGUGAAUCCCACUUUACUUGUAUUUAGUAACAGUUUCUGUCUAAGAAAGCUGUUGGCCAGCAUGUCAUCCAAUUGCUCCAAGUAGCCUCUUUCUAGGAAUCAGAUGAUUCAAGAGGCAGGGGCUGUGGCUUCAUCAUCUCACUGCCCGACAGGGGCAUGUGGUGCCUUUCUUCUCCAGAGGGGGACCCUCCUGGGGAUCGAGACCAAAUGCAAUACAUAGUAUUUUCAUGAUCUGCCUUCCAUGGGGCUGAAGAAUGAAGAUGGGAAUAUGCAAAGCCAUAGACAAACAAUGGAAGGUAACUCAAAAUGCAUGUCCAUGCUGCACAGUAGUUAGCAAUUUGAAAACUGUCCCUUGAGUAUAGAAACUUCCUGAGAGGUGAAGACUAAUCUAGUAGUCAGCUGUGCCAGUAGCGUGAGCCAUGCCAGGCGCACAGCGCACACGUGUUGGGACGUGAGUGGUUUUAAGGGAUUCGGCGGUUUGAUUCACAGCAAGUAUUUUUUACAGAUGUUGUGGGCGAAGCCACCUGGGUGACUGGGAAGACCGUGUGAAUCAGACCAUUGUGCAGCAAAUAGUGCUGUUCUCUGGGAGAGGAUAUGUACUUGCUUGCGCUUCAUUUCCCGUGGCUCAGGACUUGUGGGUCCCGGUCAAGAACUGCGGACACAAUGGAAAGCAGAGCUUCACAACAAAUACAAAGGCAGGGCUGGGCCAGAAAGUUAUUUUCAGGAAUCUUUAAAUAUAAACUGCACCAGGAGGCAGAAACGUCAUCCACCCAGCACUAGUACGUUUUAACAUGAUGAAGACUUGUAGGUUAAAACCCUAGCAACAAAGGUUUUCUUUUUUAAGUUGGGUCCAAGACGAGGAACACAUAUUGAACAAAAUUUUGUGACUUCAACUUCAUUUAAAUUUCCCCUUGAAAUGAACUUCAAACUGGCGUAAUUUUGAUACCAGAAGUCAGUUUGAACAACCAAUACAAAAAAAGAACUGACUAAACUGGACAUUGUCCCCCCACCCCCCUCAAACAGAAUCCCAAACCCAAAACAACUUAUAUAAGGGAUGCAGAUAACAGAAAAAAGUCAAAUAAAAUAACAAUGGUUCCUGAAUUGAAAGGAGGGAUGCCCAGUUCUCUGUCAAGAGGCAGCUGGUCAGCUGAAAAAUAAAAACAUUAUAUCAAUAGGACACGCCAAAGAAAAAUCCACUAGCUCUCUGUUCAUGCAGUAACUAAAAUCCCAAACACCAGAACAACCCACAAAAGUGACCAAAGGAAGGAAGAAGUGGCCCCGAUCUUUUGACCUGCUGAAGGCUGAGGAUCCUGGUGGGGCUGUUCGGAUUGUUGUUCACGGGACAGAGAGGUCAGGAGUUACGAGAUCAAGGUCGUGGGCCCCAGAGCUGGCGGCCCCUCGCCUCAGACCUGCUGUCUUCAGUCCACACGUUCUUGGAUCAGCAGCUUCAAGGACAUGACAGCUAAGCGAGAGGAUCCUAGCGCAAGACCUUGGGGCUUGGCCCAAGUUCUCUGCUUCAUUCAGUUUCCUCUGAAUAUGGUUACGUAUUACUGUCUCGGGGAGUGACAAGUCACUUCAGGGUCCACUAUGGGCAGUGGUUUGUAAACAGACAUUGACAGACACAAACAGCGGUGCGAUGUUUGACCCAGACUUUAAAAGAAUAGGAGGCGAUGGUGGCAAUGAGGUAACUCUUCCCCAACACGUGUCAACAGACAGCUCCUGCUCUUCUAAGGCUCUAUGUCCAUUAGGAGAGAGUGGGGCUUGUCAACGGGAUGAUUACAUAAAGAAGAAGCUACAGAAGAGAAAACAGAAAGGUUGAUUCAAAAGGUGGCCCUUAAAGGCUUCCAAAGAAACAAAAGGAGCGUCUCUACAACAAGCUGCGAAAGGGACAGCGCUGUGCAGGGAGUGACUCCACCUAGCGCGCGCGGCCGGAGGGGGGAGACGCACGGCAGCACUGUGACCGCGGGUGGGACGCGGGACGCCGCCUCUGCGGCCCCCAAGGCUUGCAAAUCGGCAGGGCGGCCGGGGACAGGAGUGGCGGGGAGGUGGCAGGCACGGUAUGUGAGUACGGACACCAGGCAGCCAGUGUAUCUUGGAGGAGUUGGUGCCACUCGAUGGCAGCAUGUGAAGCCCAGCACCCAAGGAGCGAAAGCGUGCGUUUCUAUCACUCCCAUUUCCUUUACGCCCAACAUAACAAGCACGUGCACACACGCAUGACCGAGCAGUGACUGAGAAGAACUCACAAAAGGGCACACAGAACGAUGUUUGGGUAAAAAUAUAUUUUCCCCUGCUUUAUGUCUUGGCACGAGUGAUAAAUGCAUAGAUUGCCAGUCCACACUCUCCUACCAUAACAGACACCAGAUUACUGAACACGUCGCUAAGUGAUCACGUUCAUACUUGAAAAACGAUAUGCUUCACAUCGAUACAAGUAUUUUAGUUUCUUAAAAAAAGACAAGUGUCUACCAUGCGGCUUACAUACAUGACAAUUCUGUAUUAACACUGAAAGUAGGUUACACAACAGUUUUAGAAAACACACUGGUUAUUUUUCAAACAGAAAAAUGACAAGAAUCUACAAACUACAGUUUAAGGCAUAUCAGCAUAUUUUUAAGAGAAAGAGACAAAGUUCUAAUGCUGUUCACAGCUUAAUUUUCAAUUUAUUUUUGAAAAUUCCCUUCAUACCGACCAACAAACAAGACCUUGGAGGUCAUAAUUCCCACUAGAGAGUCCUCAAAUCCAUGUCCUGUCACCAGAACCAGGACUUCUGGAAGCUGAUAGAAUUCCAGACACUCACAAUGGCAAAGCAAAGGGAUGGGAACGGACUCUGGGUAGGGACCACACGGAGAUGGGGACGUGACUCGGGAGCAACCAAAAACCCCACGUUGACAGUCAGCUGGUUUAUGAAACACUUGCGGGAGAGGUCAGCCAAGUGAGGGAACCAUGGCUUUGCACUUGAGGGGCACGGGAUAUGGAGACCACGUGUGACCGCUGGUGAGUUACGAAACAGAGGAAGAAAACGAGGAGCCUGUGCCCACUGGCUCCUUUCCCUGGCUGAGAAUCCAUUUUGGACAAAACCUUGACCAAUUAAAAUAGAGCCUAAGCUGGGAAAACAGUGUCUGAAUUGCCAAAAAUUCCCCCACCAUAUCCUACAGCCUGCACAACCGUUAGGUGCAGCUAACAUCCAGAAGAAGCAAAAAGAUGGGGAGAGCUGGGGGUGGGGAAGUCAGAUCAAAACGUAAAAAAUACAAGCACUGGGGCAGUUAGCAUGAGGGAGACACCCUGAAUUAAAAAAAAUAAAGUCGGUGGUCAGAAAGGUAGCCUGGCUGAAAGCUGUCCCUCCCUGUUGAUUUUCCAGCGUGGAAGGUGGCAUUUUCUCACUCAAGCUUUAUUUUCAUUGACAGAAUCAAGGACUCCAUAUACCCAAGGACGUCCAUGAUGCUGUGCUGAACACAGGCUGGGGUUAGCAAUUUCUAACUUCCACAUUGAAACCCAGAAGUUGUUGUGGAAAAAAAAUACAUACAUAUGUAUAAAUUUGGCCAUUUUAAAUAUAUUGGUUUUUUUAUUAAACAAAAGCUGUUGACAUCAUUACCCACCCCCGCCAAAAGAAAGAAAAAGAAUCCACCCACCCCAUCUGUUGUCCCUAAUUUUAAAAAGAUCUCAAAAGUUUCUUUCUACUGUACUUACAUGCAAAGGCGAAAGCACAUCCAAUUAGAUUUGAGGGUAUCAUUUAUUCCGUGCAGAGCCAAGGACUACUGUGAAAAAAGGCAUAGACACAGAAAGAAAAAAGAGCAGCAGUAACAAACUAAACAGGCCUGGGGGCAGUGGUAGAAAAAGUUGAGAAGCAACACAUUAAAAAAAAAAAAAAAAAAAAAAAAA
Oryctolagus cuniculus (rabbit) is the source of this 5759-nucleotide messenger RNA. It is a transcript of the gene CCNI, whose product is annotated as cyclin I. The record is from RefSeq and is a predicted model, not a curated record. Lineage: Eukaryota; Metazoa; Chordata; Mammalia; Lagomorpha; Leporidae.